AUGAAAACAGCAAAAACAGACCAUUAUUUAUUCAAAAUUCUUUUAGUUGGUGAUGGUAAUGUUGGAAAGAGUUCAAUGAUUGAAAGAUUUAUUGAUGAUACAUGGAAUGAUACAUAUAUAGUAACUAGAGAUCAAACUUUUAAAGAGAAAUAUAUUUAUUUAAAUGAAAAUACAAUUAAACUUCAAAUUUGGGAUAUGGAAAGGUUAAAAAUGGUAUACCGUAGUGCACAUGGUAUUAUAAUUGUUUUCGAUUUCACUAAUCAAGAUUCAUUUAAUAACAUUAGAAGAUGGUUAUCUGAAAUUGAAAGAUAUGCACAUGAAGAGGUAAAUUUAUUAUUGGUUGGAAAUAAAAUUGAUUUAUAUGAUCAAAGAGUAAUAUCAACUGACCAAGUCAACUUAUUAAUAGAACAGUUAAAUGGCAUUUUUAAUUUUAAUUUGAAUUUUAUUGAAGUCAGUGCAAAAAAAAAUAUAAACCUUGAACAAUCUUUCAUCACAAUUACAAAUGAUAUGUUAAAUCGUUAUUUGGAGGGUUCUAAAAAUACAACCCAAAAUAAUAAUAAUAAUAAUAAUAAUAAUAAUAAUAAUAAUAAUAAUAAUAAAAAUAAUAAUAGUAAUAAUAAACCAAGAAAGAAAUCAUCAUUUUGUAUAAAUCAAUGA
Molecule: messenger RNA, 657 nt
Organism: Dictyostelium discoideum AX4
Lineage: Eukaryota; Evosea; Eumycetozoa; Dictyosteliales; Dictyosteliaceae
Gene: rabW
Product: Rab GTPase
Exons: 1
Coding region: 1-657 (218 amino acids)
Molecular function (GO): GTP binding; GTPase activity
Source: RefSeq, a predicted model, not a curated record